ACCAUUUUUGAUGACUUCUGUCGGUCGCAAUCGGUGGUGGUGUUUUUUUACUUGAAAAUCAGUGCGUUGCUCUACGAAUUUCGGAACUUCUAAGUUCUAGGAAGCCUAAAUGUAGUACAUUGCAACAGUGAGGAUUUAAUGCUAUACUCUAUGUGAGAAUCUUUCCUUGUACAUCCAUGAAAAUUGACAACGUUUUUAAAACAUAGUGAAUAUUUCUCCAAGUGAUAAAAUUGACAUUUCAAGACAUCUUUUCGGAAAUAAUCACGGCUUGUACUCAUUCUACAUGAUAUGGUCAUUCUAUUAACAUAGAAAAAUACAAAAGCGUGCAAAGGUUCAGCCGAGACGUCUGCUGUUCAUUUUAAAAUGGCCAACGCCAAGAAGGAUCCAGACGGGGUUGGUGUCCAAAUUGAGUCACCGGUGUCACCGAACUCAAUUUUGAACAUGAACAUCAAUACAAUUAAUCUUCCGGUUCCACUAACGAUGGAGGAGAAGAAGUAUUUACUAGCAGUGGAGCGUGGUGACAUGGCAACCGUUAAAAGAGUCCUGCAACGGGCCCACCGGAAGCAGCACAUCAACGUGAACUGCGUCGAUUCACUGGGCCGUGGCGCACUAACACUUGCCAUCGACGGCGAAAACCUGGAGAUGGUGGAGCUGUUGGUGAUCAUGCAAGUGGAAACGAAGGACGCUCUUUUGCUUGCCAUCAAUGCGGAAUUUGUGGAAGCGGUUGAGUUGCUGCUAGAGCACGAGGAACUGAUCCGGAAGGAGGGUGAAUUAUAUAGUUGGCAAAAAGUCGACAUCAGUACCGCCAUGUUCAUGCCGGAUGUUACCCCUCUAAUGCUGGCUGCCCAUAAGAAUAAUUAUGAAAUUCUAAAAAUACUUCUGGAUCGAGGAGCUACUCUUCCUAUGCCCCAUGAUGUGAGAUGCGGUUGUGAUGAUUGUAUCAAACGAUCCACGGAGGACUCGCUGCGACACUCACUAGCUCGUGUGAACGAGUACCGAGCCUUAGCCAGCCCCUCACUGAUCGCACUCAGCUCGCAAGAUCCUUUGCUAACAGCAUUUCAACUGUCGUGGGAGCUUCGUAAUCUGGCGUUCGCAGAGCAGGAGUGUAAAACCGAAUAUCUCGAACUUCGUCGGCAGUGUCAAAAAUUUGCCGUAGAUUUACUGGAUCAGUCACGAAGCUCUCAGGAACUAGCCAUAAUUCUGAACUACGAUCCAGAGUCUCCUCCUUACAUGGACGGUGAUCAUAUGAAGCUAGCACGACUAGAGCUGGCUAUCAACUACAAACAGAAGAAGUUUGUAGCCCACCCGAAUAUCCAGCAGCUGCUGGCAGCCAUGUGGUAUGAAGGUGUACCAGGAUUUCGACGAAAGUCAGCUUUACAGAAAAUUUACACCAUUUCCAAAGUAGCUCUACUAUUUCCUGUGUACUGUCUGAUGUACAUGAUCGCACCAAACUGUCAUACUUCUAAAUUUAUGCGGAAGCCGUUCAUGAAAUUUUUGAUACACGCUUCAUCCUACUUGUUUUUCCUCUUCUUGCUCAUAUUGGUGUCCCAAAGAGCCGAGGUACAUCUGGUGGAAAUGUUUGGAACGGAAAACAUGAAACAGACGUUGCAUGAGGAGAUGGCCCGUCAACGAGGAAAUGGACCGACGUAUUUGGAAUGUCUCGUCAUGAUCUACGUGCUCGGAUUCAUUUGGGAGGAAACUCAGGAGAUAUUCCUGGAAGGAAUGCAAAGCUAUCUUCGAAAUAUGUGGAAUUUUAUUGAUUUUUCCAGAAAUUUCCUAUACUGCUGUGUCGCACUUUUAAGGACGAUUGCCUACAUUCAGCAAACCUCGGAGAUCGCGAAAGAUCCAAGUACGGCUUAUAUAUCCCGUGAGGAUUGGGACGAUUUUGAUCCCCAGUUGAUCGCAGAAGGUUUGUUUGCGGCGGCGAACGUAUUUUCCGCGUUGAAACUGGUCCAUCUGUUUUCGAUUAACCCUCAUCUUGGACCCCUGCAGAUCUCACUCGGUCGAAUGGUUAUCGAUAUUGUCAAGUUUUUCUUCAUCUAUUCUUUGGUCCUAUUCGCGUUUGCUUGCGGUCUCAAUCAGUUGUUGUGGUACUUUGCUGAUUUGGAGAAGUCCAAGUGCUAUAGCUUGGCGGGUGGUUUACCGGAUUGGGACGGUCAAGGUGAUGCUUGUAUGAAAUGGAGACGUUUCGGAAAUUUGUUUGAGUCGUCACAAUCCUUGUUUUGGGCCAGUUUCGGAAUGGUUGGGCUGGAAAGUUUCGAGCUGACCGGAAUCAAAUCUUACACCCGUUUCUGGGGGCUGCUGAUGUUUGGAUCUUACAGUGUGAUCAAUGUGAUUGUUCUGCUGAAUCUCCUUAUCGCCAUGAUGUCCAACUCGUAUGCCAUGAUCGACGAGCAUUCCGACACGGAGUGGAAAUUUGCUCGUACUCGGCUGUGGAUGAGCUAUUUUGAGGAAAGCUCAACGCUUCCACCUCCUUUCAACAUUUUUCCCACGAUGAAACAUCUGAAGCGGUUGUGUGGUAGAAGUAAAAAACGAAACAUCAAGCGGGAAUCGAAAAUUCGCCGAAAGGAAGACAAGGAACGGGCCGAAAGGUACAGCUCUGUAAUGCGAGCAUUGGUUUGGCGAUAUGUUUCGGCUAAACAUCGGAAAAUGGAGGAAGAUCCGGUUACCGAAGACGACAUCAAUGAGGUCAAGGGAGAUAUUUCCGCUUUACGGUAUGAGUUGUUGGAAAUAUUCGAGAAAAACGGGAUGGAUGUAUCGGCAGCUGAUCGAAAGGAGAAGGCCGUCCUCGCCAAGCGCAUGAAGGUUUGGGAACGUCGUUUGAUGAAGGACUUCCACGUGGCACCAAUCGACAUCCAAAGUGAUAUACCGGAAGAGCCGGAAGAGAAAGAGGAGGAAGAAGAUAUCAGUCCACUGGCUCGAUUCCGUCGUGUUGCCCGGAAGGUUGCUAGCCAAACAACCUCGGCUAAGUGGGGCCAAGUCAUGACGGGAAUGGGCAUCGAGCCCAACUCGCAGAUCGGAAAGUGUAAAACACGCGACAGCUUCCGCCAGCAGCAACAUCUGCAAAAAGCAAUGCACGAAGCGCAACGUCUGGUACAACGUAGUCCAAUGUAUCACUCCGGAAGCACGUCUCCAACGAUGGAAGUUUAUCAUGAUGAGACUACCAACACUUUGUUGCAACUGAUCAAUCAGCUAACUGAGGAAACGAGUCGUAUAUCUCCAAGGAAUACAUUGCAUGCACCAACUCAGAACGUACGUUCCACAACUCCUCUAGAGCUUUUGACCGCUCAGCUGCAAGUUGCUCUAAGCAAAGCUUCGUCUCCGAUGAUGAUGAAAUCUUUAAAAUGUGAAGGCAGAGCGAAAUCGCCAUCAGUUAGCAAUCAUAAUACUAAAACUUCAGUUACUUGUUUAGAUAGCAAAUCCCAAGUAUUAUCAGAGAAAUCAAAAUCAAGUCUCGAGAUAUAUCCGCCUCCAACAAUCAUGUCCCCUCCUCCUACCAAGAUCCAUUCACCUCCGAUCCAAUCACCUCCACCGAUAAUUCAUGUUACAAGUUCUGGACACACCGAAGCUCAAUCGGUUGUAAUCAAUUCACUUUCCGAUACGAGUCAAUCUUCUGGAAUUAAACUAUCUGAAGUAAAUGUCAAUGGUGAUGAUCCCGUACCACUAGUGUCGGCGGUGGGAUCUUUGCCAAAAGUGAUAAAGCGGAAAGCACCACAAUCACCGGAAAGAGAUAUAGCAGUUUCACGUCCUCUGGCCAAUAAGACCCAGUUUGGCCAGGGAAUGAUACCACCUCCUCCAUCGAAGGAGGAUCAAUCGGGGACAACAAUGAUAAUUCCGAUUCUAUCGACAACUCCGGCUACUCCUCUUCCGCCACACAAAACAAUGGAAGCUAUCACAAGACCAUCACCACCAACUCCCGUUCCUCCAAGAGCUGUUAGUAAACCUCAGUCUCCUCCUCCGCCGCCACAGGUAGUUAAAUCACCUAGGAAGAAAAAAUCUCCAUCCCCACCCCUGGCACCGGUGAAAAAGUCUCCUUCCCCACCAGCAGCAGCGACCGUCAAGCUCGAAUUGAUGUCCCAGCAGCCGCAGCUAGAUGUUACUUCUAGUACCGAGCAACUCAUCGCUACCGGAAGUACCGAUCUGUCUACAAACGUCGCACGAACAGCCUCAUCACCGCCAUGCCUGCGACCGAUCAGUAAAAUUGCCGAUGUGAAAACUAUAAAACGGCAGCCCAAGUCUGGGUGGUUGUAAGACCCUAACAAGUGAAUUAUCAAUUUACACUGAGUUGCCUAAUAAAUUUGAACUUUAUGGAAUCGCUUGAAAUGAUUUUAAUAUUUCUAUGA
This is a messenger RNA of Malaya genurostris, 4343 nucleotides long. It is a transcript of the gene trpl, whose product is annotated as transient-receptor-potential-like protein. The transcript is spliced from 10 exons. Gene Ontology annotation, biological process: calcium ion transmembrane transport; regulation of cytosolic calcium ion concentration; manganese ion transport. Lineage: Eukaryota; Metazoa; Arthropoda; Insecta; Diptera; Culicidae. The record is from RefSeq and is a predicted model, not a curated record. The coding region runs from base 364 to 4251 and encodes 1295 amino acids. Gene Ontology annotation, cellular component: cation channel complex; membrane. Gene Ontology annotation, molecular function: inositol 1,4,5 trisphosphate binding; protein binding; store-operated calcium channel activity.